AUAUCCUGAAACAGCCGUCACAUUGUCAUAUGCAUCGAUGAAAUCUACAUUAUACCGUGAAAGAAUUAAACUUCGUUCAAAUUUACCAAAAGAUAUGGAGACUCUUAUUAUGAAUGUAGCAACAUAUAUACCUCUUGAAAAAUUUUACAAAGGAUAUGUAACCUGCAGUGAUGGAAAGAAAGCAUUAAUAUUUACAAGUCAUGAAUUGUUGCAAGAAUUGCAAAAAUCAACAGAACUUUAUAUGGAUGGCACUUUUAAUAUUGUUCCACGUGUACCAUUGAGUCAAAUGUAUACGAUACAUACCCGAUAUAUGAAUAUUGGCAUUGCUAUGAUCUUCAUCCUGUGUGAAAGUCGUUCUAGUAAUAUGUAUAGAGCUAUUUGGAAGAAAAUUAUGGAGUUAGUGCCAAUGCUUCAACAAAAUUUAAAAUUUUUAAUGAGUGAUUAUGAAGUGGCAGCCAUGAAAGUGAUAAGUGAACAAUUUCCAGAAGCAGAAGCACACGGAUGUUGGUUUCACUAUAAUCAA
This is a messenger RNA of Trachymyrmex cornetzi, 523 nucleotides long. RefSeq lists its product as uncharacterized. NCBI's taxonomy places the organism in Eukaryota, Metazoa, Arthropoda, Insecta, Hymenoptera, Formicidae. The transcript has 3 exons. The annotation marks the transcript as partial. The record is from RefSeq and is a predicted model, not a curated record.